CAAUCCGCGCUCUCUCGUUUCCCACGUCCAACAUCCACAAAUAGUACCAAAUCAACCCACGCAGAUCACCACCAUGGCCCCGUCGUACCCAUCCGUCCAUGGCACGGCAGCCACGAUGUCGGGCGACAGCGACAGCGACAACGCGCGCGCGCCGCACGUCGUGCUGCUCUCGUCGCCGGGCAUGGGCCACGUGGUGCCGGUGGCGGAGCUGGCGCGCAAGCUACACGCCGAGCACGGCUUCACCGCCACGGUCUUCGCCUACGCGAGCUCCGACUCCGCGGCGCAGCGCGACUUCCUGGCCUCCCUCCCGCCGGCCGUCGGCAGCGCGUUGCUCCCGGCCGUCCCGCUCGAUGACCUCGUCGCGGCUGGGGCCGCCAUCGAGACGCUGCUCUCCGUGGAGGCCCAGCGCUCCGUGCAGGCCCUGACCGCCCUGCUCGCUGACAUCGGCAAAGCCAACAACCUCGUCGCCUUCGUGGCGGACCUCUUCGGCGCCGACACGCUCCCGGCCGCGCGCGCCGCGGGCGUGCCCGGGUACCUCUUCUUCCCCUCCAACCUGCUCAUGCUCUCCCUCAUGCUCCACCUCCCGCGCCUCGACGCCGAGAUGGACGGCGAGUUCCGCGACCUGCCGGAGCCCGUCAGGCUGCCGGGAUGCGUGGCCGUGCCCGGACCCGAGAUCCUGCAGCCGCUCCAGGACAGGACCAGCGACGCCUACCGGUGGAUGCGGCACCACGGCGAGAGGUACCGGGACGCGGACGGAAUACUGGUGAACACGUUCGACGCCAUCGAGCCGGGCGCGGCCGCGGUGCUCCGGCGGAGCGAGCCGUGGCGCCCGCCGGUGUACCCGGUCGGUCCGGUGAUACGGCGGGCAGACGACGGCGAGGACGCCACAGGCUGCAUGGAGUGGCUGGACGCGCAGCCUGACAGGUCGGUGCUGUUCAUCUCGUUCGGCAGUGGGGGCGCGCUGCCCGCGGCGCAGAUGGACGAGCUGGCGCGCGCGCUGGAGCUCUCCGGGCAACGGUUUCUGUGGGUCGUGAGGAGCCCCACUGACAGGGCGGCCGACCCUGGUGCAAACUACUACGACGGGGCAAAGAGCAAGGACUAUCCACUGCAGUUCCUGCCAUUAGGGUUCCUCGAGAGGACGAAGGAGGUGGGCCUGGUGGUCCCGUCGUGGGCCCCGCAGGUCAGGGUCCUCGGCCACCGGGCGACGAGUGCCAUGGUAACGCACUGUGGGUGGAACUCGGUUCUUGAGAGCGUGAUGCACGGCGUGCCGCUGAUUGCGUGGCCUCUGUAUGCCGAGCAGGGACAGAACGCUGUGAUGCUCUCUGAAGAGAUAAAGGUAGCAAUGAGACCAAAGUCUGGAGGUGCACAAGGGUUGAUACUUGGAGAAGACAUUGCAGAGGUCGUGAAUGACAUGAUGAAUGGCAAGGACGGUGAAGCGGCACGAAAGAAGGUAGUGGAGCUUCAGGUGGCUGCGAGGAGUGGGCUGGCUCCGAGUGGCAUAUCCCACGACUCACUUCUGGAGGUGGUAAGGAAAUGGAAGCAGAACACAUGUUGAAAAUUUGCAUUGCAAUCUUGUGUAAUAAGCAACCUCACCGUCGUUAAAUGGUCGAUGUCUAAGUUCGCACUCAUCAUGGUUAGACAUUUGUAUUUGUAUGAAAAGUAAUGUAGAAUGAAACAAUGGUAUCAUGUCGAUUCAUAUUACUUGACGCUAAUAUAGAUGUAUCUAGACACAUUUUAGUUGUAGAUACAUCCAUUUAGCAUUAAGUAAUAUGGAUCGAGAUAGUACUAUAGAUUAAAUGGAAAUCUUUUACAUCUUUGUCAUCAUGGGUUGAUAUCCGAUGGCAACAAUUGACAUUUAGUAGUGAGAAAGUAAUUGUGUUGCAAUCUCUAUGAGGAAGUUGUUCACUAGAAUGUCUUGUGUGAAUUAAUGUGAUGCUUCUUGUCCGUAUUUUAUUUAUCGACUCUUCACUCCAUAAACAUGUGGUCUUGUUUACUGAGUUCAGUUUCGCUUGGGGACAAUCGAAGUCUAAACUUGGGGGGAGUUGAUACGUCCAUUUUGCAUCACUAUUUUAUAUCAUAAUUUACUGUUAUUCAUUGAUAUAUUUCAUAUUUAGAGAUGAUACUUAUAUUAUUUCACAUAUUUUGCAUGUUUCAUGAUUAUUGGAGAAUCACUCACCGGAGUCAGGAUUCUGCUAGAAAAAGCACCGUCAGAAUGCAAUAUUUCUGAAGAUCAACAACUGACGGAAAUUACACCGAAGGUCUUAUUUCUCCAGAAGAAGGAGCCAACCAAAAGGAGGGGCCGAGGAGGGCCGCCAUGGCCCCCCCCAUAGGCCGGUGAUACGCGUGAUGCACACGUCCGUUGGGAACCCCAAGAGGAAGGUGUGAUGCAUACAGCAGCAAGUUUUCCCUCAGUAAGAAACCAAGGUUUAUCGAACCAGUAGGAGUCAAGGACCACGUGAAGGUCGUUGGUGACGGAGUGUAGUGCGGCGCAACACCAGAGAUUCCGACGCCAACGUGGAACCUGCACAACACAAUCAAAGUACUUUGCCCCAAGGUAACAGUGAUGUUGUCAAUCUCACCGGCUUGCUGUAAACAAAUGAUUAAAUGUAUAGUGUGGAAGAUGAUGUUUGUUUACGAAGAACAGUAGAGAACAAUGAUUGCAGUAGAUUGUAUUCAGAUGUAAAAGAAUGGACCGGGGUCCACAGUUCACUAGUGGUGUCUCUCCCAUAAGAUAAAUAGCAUGUUGGUUGAACAAAUUACAGUUGGGCAAUUGACAAAUAGAGAUGCAUACAUAUCA
This is a messenger RNA of Lolium perenne, 2797 nucleotides long. Its product is annotated as UDP-glycosyltransferase 72B1. Gene Ontology annotation, molecular function: UDP-glycosyltransferase activity. The record is from RefSeq and is a predicted model, not a curated record. NCBI's taxonomy places the organism in Eukaryota, Viridiplantae, Streptophyta, Magnoliopsida, Poales, Poaceae.